Arachis stenosperma is the source of this 939-nucleotide messenger RNA. RefSeq lists its product as uncharacterized. Lineage: Eukaryota; Viridiplantae; Streptophyta; Magnoliopsida; Fabales; Fabaceae. Bases 1 to 939 code for a protein of 312 amino acids. The transcript has a single exon. Gene Ontology annotation, molecular function: nucleic acid binding; zinc ion binding. The record is from RefSeq and is a predicted model, not a curated record.
AUGGCUAAUCCAAACCAUAUAAGCAGACAAGUCCUUGCAAAUUUCAUAAAUCGGAUGACUGGCAACCUCCGAGAAUGGGUGAGAAACCUGUCUGAGUAUGAAAAACUCCAGCUCAUCAAUGGUACCUCUUCACAGUUUUUAGGAAUGAUACACCAAGAAUUCCUGGGAGACAUUACAAUCAUUCAGAAGAGGAAUUCUCAAGAAUACUUUGAAAUGAAUUGUUGUUCACUCAACAGAAAGGACUUGGAGAAACACUACAAGAAAAUGGCUGCUAAAUAUUAUCCUCUAGGAGGAAAUAAUAAUCCGCCACUUAAACAAGUCUUUAUCGCAUCCUUGCCAGAUGAACUCCAGCCAGAGCUACACCGAAUGAUGAUGGCUCUUUGCAAGAAAGUGGCUACCACUACCAUUGGAGAAAUAUACCAAUUGGCUCUAGCCGCUCUUGACAAAUUGUGCGAACAACAACAAAUGUUCAAACAGCUCAGCAAAAACUCGAGCAAACUCAAAGGAGCAUGCAAUAAAUCUUAUUUGAAGAUCAAAUGCAAGGAGCCAGGCAGUGAAUGCAAGCCAAAGAAAAAGACUCAUUGGCAAUCGCCAACCAAAACAUUCCACCAAAAGGCUUUUAGAAGGGGAAGGAGGAAGCAAAAAUACUAUUAUUUCAAGAGAAGAAAGCCCCAAACUAAGUCAAACAGAUGUUUCAUCUGUGGAAAACAAGGACAUUUUGCUAAAUCGUGUCCCCACAAGACAAAAAAGGAGAUAAAAAUACUUCAGUCCUUAAUGGAUGCAGCUUCCAUUGAAGAUGAAGAAGAUCUUGAAUCAGUUCUUGAAGAACAAGAAGUUAAAGAUGGAGAAACUGAAUAUGUUUUCCAAGACUCUGAUUCAGAAGAAGACCUUCCACCAAAAAGGUCAAUCCUUUCUAUAUCCUACUUUGCACCACCAUAG